GGUCAGCACAUACUUGACGCAUACAUAAAAGAAGAAAGCAUCGAUUAAAAAAAUGGUAUAGUGAAGUUACUGGUAUUAGCAUCAUUUCUCAUUCAACUGAUGUUAAGUUCAAACUACGAACUGAGGAUUGUGGUCGUAACUCGGUAUCAAAUUAAAGUGUACAAAAUCGAGAUAUUUUCUGGGAAGUUUCAUUUGAGGAGUUAGGAAAAUUGAGAAAGUGUAGAAAAUGGAUCAAAGCUUUAUAAAAAAAAUAUGCGAAAUAAAUAAAAUGCGCAGUAGCCUACGAAGUACCAGUGAACAUACAGAACAAAACCGUUCGGAGGAACAUAAAUAUGCAGAGACACAAAGUUCAUCGGAAGAAAUAAAAGUUACGGUUGAACAGGAAGUUAAAAUGGAAAAAGAGCCUGACGGAAAUCCUACUAACAAUCCUACUGCUAAGACUGAAGAGAAAGGUCUAGAUUGUUCAAAAGAUCCAAAACACGGUGAGACGUCUGCAAAUCGAGACGACGAUAUGUGGUCAGAUGACGAUGACAGCAACCACAUUUCGCGAAGUGUACUCAGUACGUUGCGUGAAAAAUUGGAUGAUCGGGCAGAAAAUUCACAUCGUUCCAUCCGAAAACACAGCCCUAUUCGAUAUGUUGGAUAUCAAUCAUACCGUUCCCGUUCACCUAUAAGACGUAAUCGUAGUAAGGCAAGGGCAGAUGCAAGAAGAUCGAAAAGUCGUGAUAGACGUCGUCGCGAUUACUCUACCGAUAAAGAAACUGGAAAAAGAUCGAGAAGCCGCGAUAGACGUCGUCGCGAUUACUCUACCGAUAUAGAAGCUGGAAAAAGAUCGAGGAGCCGCGAUAGACGUCGACGCGAUUACUCUACAGAUAAAGAAGCUGGAAAAAGAUCGAGGAGCCGCGAUAGACUUCGACGUGAUUAUUCUACCAUAAGAGAAGCUGGAAGCAAAUCGAGAAGUCGCAGUAGAGGUCGUCGAAGCGUUACGCCAUACCGACGAGCUCAGCAUAGAAUUGAAAAUAAAAGAUCGAGAAGUCGGAGCACCGGUCGUCACAAUUAUUCUUCCGAUAGAGAAUCCGGAAAAAGGUCAAGAAAUCGCGAUAGACAUCGCCCCGAUUACUCUAGAAAAAGAUCGAAAAGUAGCAAAAGACGUCGGCGUGACCACUCUACAGAUAAAGAUGGUGAAAGAAGAACGAGAAGUCGUAGUAGAGGUCGUCGCGAUUACUCCACUGAAAGGAAAUCGAGAAGUGGUAAUAGACGUCGGAGAAGCGUUACGCCGUACCAACGAACUCAGAAUAGAGUUGAAAAAAGAAGAUCGAUGAGUAAAAGUGAAAACGAUACAUAUCGCAAUUACACUAGCGAAAAAAAUUAUGGAAGACAUGAAGAUCAGCUGAACAGAUCUCCUGGUUGUUUGCGUGAAUCUCCGAAAAUGGGUGCGACCGAUUCUGAAGCCAGCUCUAACGUUACUGAUCAAAAAGGGGAACAGAAAUUUUCUUGCAGUAGAACGACGAUUGAAAUAUUGAGAUCGAGAAUACAGUCUACCCUUAAGAAUGCAGCGUCGUCAACUGUAACAUCCGAAAAGAUUAGCCAAAAAGUGCAGUCGAAUUCGUUUGAAGAAUAUCGAAGUGAGACGUUGGAGACAGGUGACACAGAGUCCAACGGGAAUGGCAUUUGUUCCGAAGAAUCAAUGUCGAGAGUUGAAGUAAACAUCGACGAAACUAUUUUUAACAAAAUUGUUCUAACGGCAACAUCAUCUGCCUCAAAACCGACGAUGGACGUCGACAUAGCUCCGGCUAUCGAACUCACCGAUUCAAUGCAAUUUAACCGAAUGGACCCGCGCACCAAAAAUGUUCAAGGUUCACAAAUCGAAGUUCCACAAUCGGCAAAAACUUUGUUCGAUUCAAUUAAGGAUCCACGAAUACGAAAAAUGAUUCAAACGCCAAAUCAACAGCAACCGAAUCAACAGCAACCGCAUCAACAGCUGCAACAUCAACAGCUGCAGCAUCAACAGCUGCAACAUCAACAGCUGCAACAUCAACAGCUGCAACAUCAACAGCAGCCGCAUCCACAGCAGCCGAAUCAACAGCAGCCGAAUCAACAGCAGCCGCAUCAACAGUUUCCCUAUCAACAUCAGCCGCUCUAUCAAUAUCAGCAUCCAUAUCAAAUGCAGUCAUUUCAAAACCAGCCAUUUCAACAGUAUCCAUAUGACAUGCAGCCAUUUCAACAUCAGCCAUAUCGAAAUGAGAAUCAGACAUUUGGAUCAGAAAAUAUGCUUGCAAAAUGUGGUGACUCGCGUGGUCCGAACAAGAAAAAAUCAGUAAUAACAUACGGAGAGUACAAAAAACAACAAUUACGUGGAAACUCAUCAGGAACCAGUAAUAAAGCGAAAAUGUCCAAAUUGGAUACCACACCAACAGUGAAAUCAUCAGAAUUGAUUUCUACUCCAAAAGCGAAAGCACCAGAAGUCAUUCCCACUCCAAAUACGGAAAUAUCUCAGGUCCUUUCUACUCCAGAAGCAGACGUACCAGAGUUCAUUUCUUUCCCAGAAACGGGAGCAUCGGAAUUGGUUCAGUCACCGGAAGUAAUUCGAAAUGCAGAAAAAAUCGUAACUCUAAAGAAAGCUACGAAAAAGCAGACAGAUGAACAGAGCAACAAUAAAAUAACUGAGUCAGUAACGCUACACGAACAAUCGAAAUUCACCCUAAAGUCGAAGGGCACAAAAACUCGAGGAAAGAAAACUACGGUAAAACAUGCUGUGACUCACAAUAAGCGUAAAACAAAGAAAAUUGUCAAGUCAGUAAAUUCAGACAAGCAACUUAAAAAAAGCUCAAGACCAGAGGACGCUAAAAUGCGAGGGAAAGUUCUGGAAAAACAGGCAGCGGUUCAUGAAAAGGGCGACGACGAUAGAAUAAAGUUCGAACACACUGUAAAUACCACAGUAAAUGAAGGAAGCAGCUCGUCGUCAAGCCAGGCUUUGAGUGCGUUGAAGGAGAUAGUGAAUCCUCAACAAUUACUUACGUUGUUGGACAUAAUGAAGCAAAUGACUGAAAAUAACUCCUUAGCUGAAGUAAAGGAAGCACUGAAAAUAUGCACAUCCGACGAAGAUGCAACUGCAGUCAAAAAAUUGGAUUCUACUUUAACCGCAUCGACUGGCAAUCAAACGAAAAUAAAGAAAAAUGAAUUGGACAGACUGCACGAAGAUAUCAAUAAUAUGUUCAUUCGAGAUGGAGUGCUCAAUGCCAAUGGUCGCAGACGAAACGUUUCCACGUCGGACAAAAAAUCUUCGAUGACAGAUACUGUUGGUGUUGAAGGAAAACGAAAAAAGAAACGAGAACCUGCUUCUGACAAUGCCGGUGUCAAUUCAAAAAAGCAGCGUCCGGUAAUAUCAGACGAUAUUAAAGGAAUACCCUGCACUGGUGGCGGUCCAGUUAUCCUACUGACAAGACUGAUACCGAUGAAACAACCACGAACCAAAAACAACAACGUAGAGUGGCACAGUUUGAAAACAGUAUUGCCUUGUCAGAUUUGUUACGAUCCACCGGGGAUAUCGUUGAUAAGUCACUACGUAAAUUUUCAUCCGGAUGCCGAGGUGUUAAAUAGUCGACUUGCGCCGGAAGCAGUACAACGUCUUCGUUCUUCAACCGACUUUCCUCAAUGUGAAGGAGUUCGGUCGGACACUGCUCUUCUGUAUAAGGAAUUUUGCUACUUCUGCAACACGAACUGCACCUACACGAAGCAAGGUUGGAUUUCCCACCUGAUAAGGCAUACAGGCUAUUACGAUUAUAAAUGCAGCGGUUGUUUCCGGAAAUUCAGUUCGAGGGCUCAAUAUCAUGCGUGCGGCGUUCCAAAUAGUGCCAUCGAAAGGAUUAACCAGCCAAUAUUCCAGCAACCGAAUAUUACGGCCUACGUUUGUGAACUAUGCAAUUACGUACGCUUUUUUGAAAGUGAAAUGAAGAUGCAUUUGAAUAACGAGCACGAAAUCGACGAAAGAAAGGAUUUUAAGAAAUUCGCGUUCUUCACCAUACCGCCGGCGGGGAAGCUCGGACGUCCUCGUAAAACAUGAAUUCGAAAUACGAUGAGCCAAUUGGAAGUCAAUUCGAUCCGGAUGAUGAACAAUGAUAAUUAUCGUGACGUAGUACUUAAGAAACUAAUAAUAAAACACAAAAUUGUUUAAAAUUGUCUGUUAGCAACGAAAAGCUAGCGCUUAUUACCCACCCUUAAUGUAGUCAUAUAUAUUAUGGCAAAAUUAUUGUUUUAACAAGUGAAUUGAAUAAAUCAAGUAAUAGAUU
This is a messenger RNA of Bradysia coprophila, 4289 nucleotides long. RefSeq lists its product as uncharacterized. Gene Ontology annotation, molecular function: transcription coactivator activity; transcription factor binding. Lineage: Eukaryota; Metazoa; Arthropoda; Insecta; Diptera; Sciaridae. Gene Ontology annotation, cellular component: mediator complex. The record is from RefSeq and is a predicted model, not a curated record. Gene Ontology annotation, biological process: positive regulation of transcription by RNA polymerase II.